Messenger RNA from Lasiosphaeria miniovina, 805 nucleotides. RefSeq lists its product as uncharacterized. The transcript has 3 exons. Gene Ontology annotation, cellular component: mitochondrial intermembrane space. Bases 264 to 632 code for a protein of 122 amino acids. Gene Ontology annotation, biological process: protein import into mitochondrial intermembrane space. Lineage: Eukaryota; Fungi; Ascomycota; Sordariomycetes; Sordariales; Lasiosphaeriaceae. The record is from RefSeq and is a predicted model, not a curated record. Gene Ontology annotation, molecular function: zinc ion binding.
CUCGAAAGAAUAUUUUCCCCACCCGCAGCUUGCCUAUACCCCAUCAUCUCCACCACGAUCGCCUGCAGGUGGGCUGUCCAGAGAGGUAGACAUCUCAAAUCCAAGGUCAGGUCCGACAAACCAUCACGGCGGGCGACGAUAACGACGACGACGGCAAACGAAACAGCCUCCCUUUUGUAUUUUUCCCCCGACUUGCGCGAGAGCCUGUUUUAUCUUUACCACGCGACCGAGCCCACGGCCUCAGGCUACCCAACUCCAGCACAAUGUGUAAACACGUUCUAAAUGCGCAAGUGGCUGUGCGGUCACCAUGUUGCAAGAAGUGGUUCGACUGCGCCGACUGCCACCAGGAGCAGGAGACGCACCCGCUGCUGCAGCGGUUCGAGAUGAUAUUCGCGUGCAAGAAGUGCAAGAAGUGCUUCCGCAAGGACGCGCAGGAGUUUGAGGAGGCCGACGAGUACUGCCCGCACUGCGACAACCACUUCAUCAUCCCGGCCAAGACGCCGCAGGCCGCCAUCUCGGUCGAGAGCGAGGACGUGCGCGUCGACAAUCGCAUGCUCAAGGACGACCGCGUCAAGACGGAGGACAUGCGGACCGUCUUCGACCCCGAACCCAAUGUCGAGAAGCUUGGUUGAAGCUGUGUGCUAGAGGAGAGGGCUUGCCGACGAAUGGGGUACAGAGAGAGAGGCAGAGAAAGGGAAUCAUGAUCUGGAGAACAUUACUACUAUAUCAUGUCCGGGAAGGAUCAGGCUAACUAACCUGCAAGAGUUUGGCCGUUGUUGCUGUUGUUGAAAAAAGUAUACCCAAG